UGUCUACAACGCCAUAUUUGUUUUCCUUAGUAACAUUGUUUGAAUCCGCUCCAUACUAUACACUUAGCCUACUAUCCUAUCAAACUUUCAAAAUGGCAGGCGACAACGAUAUUUUCGACACCAAAGAACUUGAACUGAAAAGAGUAAUAGGGUUUAAUGGCACAGUAUCUGGUGGUCUAAUUGUUCAUCCUGACAGGGAGCAUAUUAUAUAUCCACUGGGUUGCAAUGUCAUAAUUGAGGAUAUAACCCAAGAAUCAAAACAAAGUAUUUUAUCUAGCCAUACCAAUAAUGUCACCUGCAUAGCAGUUUCUAAUGAUGGCCGCUAUAUAGUUUCUGGACAAGAGACUUAUAUGGGAUUUAAGGCUUGCAUAACUCUGUGGGACUAUACAACUAAAACAGCGAUUCAAAAAUGGGAGCUACACAAGGUGAAAGUUCAAGCUCUGGCCUUUUCAGCCAAUGGGAAAUAUGUUUUCUCUCUUGGGGGACAAGAUGAUGGAUCUGUUGUUGUCUGGGAUAUGGUGACAAGGGAGCCAAUCUGUGGUUCUCCUGCCCAAGUGAUGAGCGCUGGUGUCACAUACUGUUUAGCUGCAUCCAAAGUCAGUGACGAUGUAUUUGUAACAGGAGGAGACAACACUCUACGUAUUUGGACUUUGGACAGAGAAAAUAGGAAAAUCAGACCAGUCAAUACAACACUUGGUGGUGUUAAGCGCAUCAUAACAUGCAUUGAGAUGGUCGAUGACCAGGAUGAAAAGAUGGCCUACUUUUUCUGUGGGACCACAACUGGGGAUAUUUUAUGCAUCAACAAAGCCACCAACAUCCUUCAGUUUGAAGUCCCAGCUAAAAAUAAGUUCAGCCUGGGUGUCACUGCCCUUAGUUUUGUGAAAAUGUCGGACAAGGGCUUCAAUAUGCUGGUCGGCACUGGAAGCGGUAUAGUUGCCAACUAUGAUAUUGGUGUGGCUUUUGAGAGUGGCAACAAGGUGAAAGCUAUUUUCAAGCACAGACAAGAUGUUCAGCCAUGGAAACAUGAUGUUGAAACAAGCGCAAUCACAUCUAUUGCUAAGAGAGGGGCUGGACAUCAGUUUUUUGUAGGCACAGCCCACUCUCAAGUGUACAAGUUCCAGUAUUCAAAUCUCACAGCAGAACUGAUCAAAACAUGUCAUUCCAGUCCUAUUAAUGAUGUUAUUUUCCCAUAUGGCGUUUCUCAGCUAAUUAUAACUUGCCAAGAAGGAGAAAUUAGAGUAUGGAACUUAUCAACUGGUAAAGAGUUGCGAAGGUUUGUUUUGGCUAACAAGACUUGCAAUGCUCUGGCAAUUUCACGUGAUGGGAAAAUAAUUGUUUCAGGAUGGAAUGAUGGGAAGAUUAGAAUAUUUGGAUUUCAAGCUAAGGACCUUGCCUUGGAACUCAAACACAUUAUACUUGAUGCCCACAACAAAGGUGUUACAGCUGUGGCUAUGACCAGUACAGGAAACUGCAUUGUCAGUGGGGGAGGAGAAGGACAGGUUAGAGUCUGGGAUAUUAUCACAGGCGUAGACCAGAAUGGCAAAAAGGAAAUGAGAGCCCAGUUGCGACACAGUAUGAAGGAACAUAAAAACUUUGUUGCUCAGAUUGUGAUUCGAUCCAAUGAUAAGGAAUGUGCCUCAGCUGGUGGAGAUGGAACUAGUAUCAUUUGGGAUUUGGUGAAAGGUAUUCGCAAGAAUGUAGUCUUCGCCAACACACUGUUUAAAAGUGUUUGCUAUGGAGAAGAAGAACUUCAGAUCAUUACUUGUGGCACUGACCAUAAGCUGGGCUACUGGGAGACAUAUGAUGGCUCAAUGAUUCGAGAGCUGGAGGCAGCCAAGGCAGGCGCUAUUAAUUCUUUAGACAUAAGUUCUGACCAUUCUGCUUUGGUCACAGGUGGAGAAGAGAAACUUAUCAAGCUCUGGCUGUACAGAGAAGGAGUGGUCACUCAUGUGGGUCAAGGCCACAGUGCAGCUGUUUUAAGAGUAAGAAUAGCCCCAGAUACAAAAAGUAUCAUCAGCGUCAGUGAAGAUGGUGCCAUCUUGCAAUGGCGAUUUCCAAAAAUGUAAUUUCUCAACAUUUCAAGCUGUAUAAAUAAUUUGUUAAAAUAAAUCUCAUUAAGCGUUUCUCUAAAAUCAAAUGCCAAUAAUAUCUUCAGAUUUGUAAAACAGUUCAUUUACAAAAGAAAUAUUUUUUUUAUUAUGAACAAUUAUAGCUGUCUUAAAAACCAAGGAAGGCCCUUGCCCCUUUACCUAAAAUAAUAUUUAAAAAUUAAUUGCAAUGAUUUUUUUUUAAAUUUCUGAAUUUAUUCUUAAGAAAAAAACAACAUGAUUAUUGUAAGAACUAUUUUGGGUUCAAUGUUUCUGAUCUAAAUAUUAAACUGUGUGAGAUGUUGAGAGAGAGAGAGAGUGUCUUUUAUAAACAUAAUGUUUACUGUAUGUCUUCAUGCUGUAUCUCACUAUCUAAUUUUGUUAUUGGAUUUAUGAAAUUGCUCACUUUAUAAUUUAGACACUAUUAAUUAACAUUCAUUUACUAUAGAUAAAAGCAUUGUUUAUGUGUUCUAGAUAUUGAAUAAGAUAUUCUGCUUAAGUUGUUUAGCUUCUGACAAAUUAAAGUUUUGUAACACUUUUAAAAAAAGUUAACACCUUACUGAAAAUGAUUUUUUUUUCUAAUAAAAUUAUUGUAAAUAUCAAAA
Molecule: messenger RNA, 2692 nt
Organism: Biomphalaria glabrata
Lineage: Eukaryota; Metazoa; Mollusca; Gastropoda; Planorbidae
Product: cilia- and flagella-associated protein 52-like
Exons: 13
Coding region: 93-2066 (657 amino acids)
Biological process (GO): cilium assembly
Molecular function (GO): protein binding
Source: RefSeq, a predicted model, not a curated record